Molecule: messenger RNA, 450 nt
Organism: Drosophila navojoa
Lineage: Eukaryota; Metazoa; Arthropoda; Insecta; Diptera; Drosophilidae
Product: actin, alpha skeletal muscle
Source: RefSeq, a predicted model, not a curated record
AUGGCCACCGCCGCUCAGUCCUCCACUGUUGAGAAGUCCUACGAGUUGCCCGACGGUCAAGUCAUCACCAUCGGCAACGAGAGGUUCCGUACUCCAGAAGCUCUCUUCCAGCCUGCCUUCCUGGGAAUGGAAUCCAACGGCAUCCAUGAAACCACCUACAACUCCAUCAUGAAGUGCGAUGUCGACAUCCGUAAGGAUCUGUACGCCAACAGCGUCCUUUCCGGAGGCACCACCAUGUACCCCGGUAUUGCUGACAGGAUGCAAAAGGAGAUCACAGCUCUGGCUCCCAGCACCAUGAAGAUCAAGAUCAUCGCUCCCCCUGAGAGGAAAUACUCCGUAUGGAUCGGAGGUUCCAUCUUGGCUUCUCUGUCCACCUUCCAGCAGAUGUGGAUCUCCAAGCAGGAGUACGAUGAGUCCGGACCCAGCAUUGUCCACCGCAAGUGCUUCUAA